AUGAGUGACGUCUUCAAAGCGGGGGAGAGCGGGCUGCUGGUGGUGUUUAUGCAUCCUGGCAGUGAGUCGCUGACGACCUUUCACGACUGGUACGAUACGGAGCACGUGCCACUUCGCAUUGAACGCUUCCCCACCUUUCGCUCGGCGGUACGCUAUUCGGUCACCUCGACCACGCUCUCUCGCACUUUGCUGCCGGAGACGACUUGGGGGGCGCUGUAUACGAUUUCGGACAACUCGGUAUUCGCCCAUACGAGCUACACCUCGCUCCGCACGCAGCGCAGUCCACGCGAAGCGGAGCUGUUCACCAAACUGGGUGUGGUGGAUCGACGAAUCUAUCGUCUCGAGUACGAUUCCGACACGACCUCACUCUCCUCGUCACCUCUCGGUCUCUCACCCCAGCUGGCCAAAGACACACCGGCGUAUCUUGUCUGCAACAGCGUCGAUAUCGCCCCCGAGGCCGAGAACGAAUUCAACACGUGGUGGGAACAAGAACACGUACCCCUGCUCGCCAAAGUCCCCGGCUGGCGAAGAAGUCGUCGCUUCACCCUCAUCGACAACGGCAUCACAGGCACCCACGCCAAACCCAACGACGCCCAACAAGUCCCCAAGAACCUAGGCCUGCACGAGUGGCAUUCUCCCCCCGAAAACCACCCGGCCUACAAAGCCAGCCUCACCACCGACUGGCGUGCCAAAGUCACGGGCGAAAACGAGGCCAACAUACUGCGUCGCGAACGCAAGACGUGCACAGUCUAUCGCGCCUGGGAUCCCACCGCCGCCCUCUCCCACCCCUAG
Messenger RNA from Moesziomyces aphidis, 792 nucleotides. The record is from the annotation of a GenBank genome assembly. Lineage: Eukaryota; Fungi; Basidiomycota; Ustilaginomycetes; Ustilaginales; Ustilaginaceae.